UCUGAUCGAAAACAUUCAAAAACGAAAGCGAGUUACUUGGAAAUUUGGGCUGAAGUUCAUCUUUGCUCUAUUUCUCAUCUCGAAACAAUUGCACGUAACACUCGUUUCUUUCUUUCAGCUGUUUUGAACAGAACGUAUUGGCAGUUAACAAGAAAAGGCUGGAACAAUGAGUUUCGUCCUCUUUUUUUGUGUUGUGGGAUGUGUGAUACCACACUUGGUGUUUUCCGCCGACCAUCCGAGCAAGUCGACUUGUCCGGCCAGUGGCGUCCCAGGUGUCCCUGGAGUGCCCGGGCUACACGGACAUGAUGGGGCCAAGGGUGACCAAGGAGCUGUGGGAGCACCCGGUAAAAUGGGACCUGAAGGACCCGAAGGAAGCCAGGGGCCUGUGGGACCACCUGGAGAAAUGGGGCCUAAAGGAACCAAGGGCGACAAGGGCGAACAGGGCCCCUCGGCUGUGGUCCCUCAGAGGAACUGGAAACAGUGCGUCUGGAGCAAACUGAACGAUGGCAGGGAUUACGGUUUGAUAAAGGAUUGUGUCUUUGUGAAGAAAAACCAAGACACGGCAUUGAAGGUGGAGUAUGAUGGAGAUUUCCGGAUUUGUUGUUGCCUGAACUGCUGCAAGCGUUGGUAUUUCACCUUCAAUGGCGUGGAGUGUUCUAAACCAAUCACUAUCGAAGCGAUCGAUGUUCUUGCUACUAAUCACGGCAAAACAGACACCAACGUACACAAGCACAGUCAGAUAGGGGGAUACUGUGAGGGGAUUGGUAAAGGCACCGUACGCGUGGGAUUGGCUGUCGGAGAUUGCCCAGGUUUCAAAAGCGGUUCUGAUGCGUAUACUGGGUACAACUCAGUGGCUCGAAUCAUUAUCGAGGAAGUCCCUAAGCCACAAAAUGAAAAGGCUGGAACAAUGAGUUUCGUCCUCUUUUUUUGUGUUGUGGGAUGUGUGAUACCACACUUGGUGUUUUCCGCCGACCAUCCGAGCAAGUCGACUUGUCCGGCCAGUGGCGUCCCAGGUGUCCCUGGAGUGCCCGGGCUACACGGACAUGAUGGGGCCAAGGGUGACCAAGGAGCUGUGGGAGCACCCGGUAAAAUGGGACCUGAAGGACCCGAAGGAAGCCAGGGGCCUGUGGGACCACCUGGAGAAAUGGGGCCUAAAGGAACCAAGGGCGACAAGGGCGAACAGGGCCCCUCGGCUGUGGUCCCUCAGAGGAACUGGAAACAGUGCGUCUGGAGCAAACUGAACGAUGGCAGGGAUUACGGUUUGAUAAAGGAUUGUGUCUUUGUGAAGAAAAACCAAGACACGGCAUUGAAGGUGGAGUAUGAUGGAGAUUUCCGGAUUUGUUGUUGCCUGAACUGCUGCAAGCGUUGGUAUUUCACCUUCAAUGGCGUGGAGUGUUCUAAACCAAUCACUAUCGAAGCGAUCGAUGUUCUUGCUACUAAUCACGGCAAAACAGACACCAACGUACACAAGCACAGUCAGAUAGGGGGAUACUGUGAGGGGAUUGGUAAAGGCACCGUACGCGUGGGAUUGGCUGUCGGAGAUUGCCCAGGUUUCAAAAGCGGUUCUGAUGCGUAUACUGGGUACAACUCAGUGGCUCGAAUCAUUAUCGAGGAAGUCCCUAAGCCACAGUAGCUGAACAAUACAGUGAGCUGUGAAAGAAAACGAAGCCUUUCAUAGUUUAGUUUACUUGCGCUGUUUUGAAAUGUAGUAGAAAAAGUUAAAUUAGUGGGUAACUAAAAACCUUAUAAAAGAGCGGUGAUGGCAUGCUUUGAAAUGGCUUAAUAAAGUGCAUCGAAAAAGAACUUUUGAUCGUCAGUUAAUAUUUGAAGAGUGUUUUAACAGUGUCACGCAUUUAAUCUCAAGCUCCUGAGCUGGUUUGUACAGUGACCUUCAGCCAUCAGUGAUCCGAACUAAGGUGAUAGCGACCUCUACCAAUUUUGCUACCCCACUUUUGAUUUUUGGAACUGACUAAGACAACCGAAGAAAUGGCCAUGAAAGAAAAUGUAAUAAGCAUAAAAAGGGGAAAUACGUGAAACUCUGUCAGACUUGCUACUUCCAUUCUAGAAAUGGUGGUUUUUUCAUGAAUAUAG
Orbicella faveolata is the source of this 2091-nucleotide messenger RNA. RefSeq names its product collagen triple helix repeat-containing protein 1-like. Lineage: Eukaryota; Metazoa; Cnidaria; Anthozoa; Scleractinia; Merulinidae. The record is from RefSeq and is a predicted model, not a curated record.